Triticum aestivum (bread wheat) is the source of this 2037-nucleotide messenger RNA. RefSeq lists its product as uncharacterized. The coding region runs from base 795 to 1511 and encodes 238 amino acids. The transcript has 15 exons. The record is from RefSeq and is a predicted model, not a curated record. Lineage: Eukaryota; Viridiplantae; Streptophyta; Magnoliopsida; Poales; Poaceae.
UGCCAUCGCCGUCACCACCAACGCCGGGGGCUACGGCCACGCAUCGCCAUCGCCGGGACGAGCGUCGGCCGCCGAGACGGCCGUCCACGUCGUUGUUGCCGUCGUCCUCGCCCCGACAGAUCGCCUCUCCGGCGCGGACUCCUCCUUCGACCACAACGCCGGCAAGUGGAACGGCAUCUUCUAGCAAUUGGAUGCGCACGGGAGGGUGUAGCAGGAGAUCAGCACGCGGCUGUCCGCCAGCACAUACGGGGAGGGUGACCUCAUCAUCCUCAUGCAAUCUCAAGUCAAGCUCUAAACUUGUUUCUGCAAGCGUUUUGACCAUCCAUGGCUUACACAGCUAUCUUUGUGUGGAUCCCAUCCUUGGACCCUGGUCCCUAAAUGAUGUAUCUGCGAUUUAUAUCUGUAGGCUGUAUAUCAAGCAGGCUUCGUCCGGGAUAACAUUUGCAGACGAAGAUGAUCCGGAGCCAGAGUGGGCGGAGUACAAGAUCAAAAAACCAACAUGUUCACCGUAGGGAUUAAUGGCUCGGAUGAAUGCACCAAAAAUAGUCCCCUGGAAAACGGAAUUCCAACUUUGAUUACAUGGAGUCAAGGAGGAAAUGAGGUCAUUUCUGGAGGGAUCAUGGGAUAACUGGACAUCAAGGAUUAUUGUUGAUGGGGUGCCGAGACAUGUGUCUAAACUACCUCAUGUGACUGAUGAAAGAGGGCAGGUGACCGACCUCCUUGAUAUCCAUGCCAACUAUGCAAUUUCUUCUAGCACCUGUGCCGUUGGUUGGAUGAUGUUUACGGAAGAAUAGAUGUCUUCCCGCAGCACUUCACGCCCAAGAAAGAGCCCAUGGAGGCAUGGACGCUGCCGAUGGUUUGUCCACAAUCCACGCAGGCGUUCUUGGACCCCGAAACGAGUCAAGGGAGCUUCGUCGCUUCUGCAACUGUUGUCUAUUCCUCGCAUUAGGUGGUCUUCCAGCAACAAGGAUGACGACAAGAUUGAAUUGACAAGAGCUGAAGUAGAAUCAUUACGAAGCGAAAUUGCCGAUGCCGAUGAAAGGGAGUCCCAGCUAAAAGCCCGGUUAGAAAAUAUUGACGAAGUCUUGAGAUAUGCAUUCCUUUCCAGGUACCUCCAUAUCAGAAGUAGAUGGACUCAACUUCCUGGGGAGCCACCUAUCAUAGACGACGCCGAUGUCGAUGACUGGCUUCCUCGCUUUGUUGUCCUACAAGCAGUGUUUAUACUACUAUCUGAAGUCUACAGACCUGAGCCCGCAGGAAUCGCUGCUGCUGCGCGACGUGGAACCCACGUCCUACCCCGACGAUGGCGGUCGACCACAACCUCCCUCUCAGGGGCUUACACCGUUGCGGUUCCUCAGGACUCGGAAGGAGGAGCGUGGGCCGUAGAGACGGAAGAGGAGGCUGAGACAGCCGCGGUGCCUGCUGCAGCGACCAUGGCCACUACAUCGAAAAGAAAGACAACAAAAUGUAUUAGGCCCCCUUGUGCUGGAUUGGGCUCAACCCAAUUAUAAAAGAGUAGCAAAUGAGAGGAACACAAGAAGUCAAGAAGACACCUUUCUCUCCAUGUCUAAGUUUCACGGUACCUCGCCUGGAUCCGGAAGUGCGGCUACGGCGACCUCGACAUAGUCAAGGAGAUUCUAAAAACUUAGCAAUGGCAGGGCUCCUGGAGCUCAAUCCUCACCACCAUCAGCAGAUGAUGAUGAUGCACAAGUGAUGGUUCAUCUGAAGAUGGCGCAGCAGAGCACCGGCAGCAACCACAUCAUGAAAGGGUCGAGGGAAGAUUAUCUGAUAUGUGUCACUGAAAGCGAAGGUAAAAUUCCAAUACAGCACCUUCAUAUUACCUGCCAAUUCACAAGUGCAUGUUCUGUAUCAAAAUUAACUGUUCCCUCUUCGUUACAUUGGUAUAUGUUCUGAAUGGGUUGAUGAAUAUCUUGGUAUAUGUAGUUUCAAAGCUUCAUUACAUUGUAGCAGGGAAAAUUGGUAUGAAGAUUGUGCAGCACCAUGCCUUAGCCAGCCCCUUAAUUUGCUAGAACAGAG